AUGGCAGCCGGCGCCGGCGUCUUCUGCAAGGCCUCAAGGUUCCGUUGGCUAUGCUUGGUGCGCAGCGUGGUCGCCACGGCGGUCGCCGUGUUCGCCGGCGUCCUCGUUGUCUGGGCAGUGUUCCUGCUGUUCAAUCCCCUCAAGCUCCAACUCCGGAUCCCUAGCAGCUCCGUGGCGGCUACCAACCUCAGAAAUCGCACCUCCAUCUACUACCACAACGUCACCAUCCGGCUCGCCGACAGCCAGGAGUACCUAUCCUUGCCACCGGAGAACCGGACCUUCAUCGCUACGUUCAACCUGAAGGCUAAGAUAUUCUUGUCUCAGGGGAAGGAGGCCGAAUACAUCUUGACGGAGCGCGUAGGCAUGAAGUUGAACCUGUCGUACCUCCGGAAGCUCUUGCCCAACCAAACAGGCCACAACAGCAUCGACGUGGCCAUGGAGGUGGAUGGCUUCAUCACCGACUACGGCCCGGGUGUGGCCCACCGCGCCACCUACAUCUGCAUCCCGCUCAAACUCAUGGGCAACUCCCCGCUGUCGUCGCUGUUCGACGAGAGCAACGCCUAUUGCGCGCCUACUUACUAA
Triticum turgidum subsp. durum (durum wheat) is the source of this 582-nucleotide messenger RNA. The record is from the annotation of a GenBank genome assembly. Lineage: Eukaryota; Viridiplantae; Streptophyta; Magnoliopsida; Poales; Poaceae.